Molecule: messenger RNA, 201 nt
Organism: Haemonchus placei
Lineage: Eukaryota; Metazoa; Nematoda; Chromadorea; Rhabditida; Trichostrongylidae
Source: the annotation of a GenBank genome assembly
AUGGUAGACGAAAAGCGGUUGUGCAUCGAAGGUAUCGAGAUGCAGCAAAAAAUCACCCUGCCACACGUGAAAACAACGAAAACACACACAUCAUGGGGAGAAAUGCUUCGACAUUGGCCGAAAACUACAUUUUGUAUCGUGUCCAACGAGUUCUGUGAACGUUUCUCGUACUAUGGAAUGAGGAAAAUUCCUCAAAUAUGA